This is a messenger RNA of Phyllopteryx taeniolatus (common seadragon), 2263 nucleotides long. RefSeq names its product dynein axonemal assembly factor 11 (gene dnaaf11). The transcript is spliced from 13 exons. Gene Ontology annotation, biological process: outer dynein arm assembly. Gene Ontology annotation, molecular function: protein binding. Bases 268 to 1794 code for a protein of 508 amino acids. The record is from RefSeq and is a predicted model, not a curated record. Gene Ontology annotation, cellular component: cytoplasm. Lineage: Eukaryota; Metazoa; Chordata; Actinopteri; Syngnathiformes; Syngnathidae.
UCGAGUCGCGUACGUGUAGCUAUGCCUGAAUAAACAGCUUUAUAACGCUAACAUUUGAUCUAAGAAUGUAAAAUUACAUCAUGUGAUGGUGCAAACAAACAAAAAAAACAAAAAAACAACGCAGCCACUUGGGUGCUGAAGUAGUGUGGAAGUUCGCCGGUUGGUCCCCAAGGAGGUUACGCCUAGGUAGUUGUCGUAUUUCCCAGUGUCCCUGAACGCAGAACCGGCGUUGGUUUCUAGGGCAACGCCUUCCAACGGAGACGAAAGAUGGUUUACAUCACAGAAGAUCUGAUCCGGCGUCGCGCCGAGCACAACGAGUGUGAGAUCUUCUCCCUGGAGGAGGUCUCCCUGCACCAACAGGAUAUUGAGAGGAUUGAGCACAUCGAGCGUUGGUGCAGGGACCUGAAGAUCCUCUACUUGCAGAACAACCUCAUACCCCGGAUCGAGAACGUAGGCCGCCUCAAGAAGCUGGAGUACUUGAACCUGGCCUUGAACAACAUACUAGUCAUUGAAAACCUGGAAGGCUGCGAGAAUCUCCAAAAGUUGGACCUGACUGUCAACUUCGUGGGGCGUUUGAGCAGCGUGGAGACCCUGAAACAAAACAUCCACUUGUCUCAACUCUUCUUGGUGGGGAACCCCUGCACGCUCUUUGAAGGAUACCGGAAAUACGUCGUAGCGACACUACCGCAACUCAAGGGUGUAGUCCGCCUUUCGCCCGAAGUCAGCUGGGAUAGGCUCCAGCGCACCACGACCCUGAACAGGAUGAGCGGCAUUGAGAAUGGAUGGAUGGACAAGUGUCUCGACGGCACGGCGAUAACGCGGUCGGAGGUCAUCGCAGCCAAUCAGGGCCUGGAGGAGCUGAAGAGGCGUGUUAUGGAGCAGGAGGACCAAUACCUGAGGAAGAACGCCCAGCAGAAGGAAGAGGAGGAGGCCAACAGGAAGCAGGCUGCAGAUCGGGCAGGAAGUCGGGACGGUGCUUCUGACUCAGAGGAGAAGCAGGAGGAGGCGACAGAGUCGGAUGAAGAGCGACGGGAGAAGGAAUUUUGGCACACACCGUGUCCCUUUACCCCGGAAUCGCGCCUGGAGGCUCACCGGCACCUGGAGGCCAAAAGAAUGGCCAAGGAGAAAGGUAACGAAAGGAAAGUGAAGCCCCCGAGAACCCUGAUAACUGCUGAUGGACGAGUCCUGAAUGUCAAUGAGCCCAAGUAUGACUAUAUACUGGACUUCUCUCUGACGGAAGAUGACAACAACAGCAGGAUUGUCUUAGACUUGGCAGUGUACAGAGGUGAAAAAUUUUGUCUCCCUUUGACACCCCACCCCCGUGCCCCCCACGAAUCCCCUGCCCUCCACAGGCACAUGGACACCUCCUUGAUGGACGUGGACGUGCAGCCAACAUACGUCAAAGUCUCCGUCAAAGGAAAAAUAUUUCAGCUGGUUCUGCCGGCUGAGGUCAAGCCCGACAGCUCGAUAGCUCAGAGGUCUCAGACCACGGGACACUUGUUGCUCCACAUGCCCAGGGCUCAAGGUGAAAUCAAGGCGACAAAAGCUGCACGUCCGUCCAAAGAUGGCCGCCACCUCCACUGCAGCUUGUCUGACAAGAGGAAGCAUUCCGUUCCAGAGAGGCUGGAAGUGGACGCCAGCGGAACCGUGGACAUCGCUAACAUCGUGACACGCCACCACACCAUUGAAGGGCCGCUGGAAACUUCUCUCUGGAAUCCGACCACCGCCACGCCUCUCAAGCACGUACCCUCGGAAGGAUUCGUGGAUGACCCCGACGUCCCGCCUCUCAUUUAACCGCAUCCCGCCACAGAAUGGAGAAAGGGCUCAUCCACUUGCAGUCGUGACUUCAGUGUGGAUGUUGAGGAACAUCAUGUGGAAAAAAGAUCAAGAAGUUGAGAUCAGGAUGGGACGAAGACAAUAUGGAGCUGAGAAGACAACGCACCACGGACUACACAAGCAUGAAUGACUUUCUGAAGAAGAUGAUCAAUGACUUGGACACAAAGGACAUCUCAAUGACUAUUAAGCUGCAAUAAUAUAGAGGUGAUAAUAUGGAAUCACACAGGGAAAAAAAAAUCUCAUCAAUGACUGGUCUGCUUGAGAUGGUGGUGUUUACUGAGGGCACUAAACACAUCUCAGUCUUUUACUUCUUCUUCCGACUUGUCAAUCCAAGCUUGACUGGCCCUUCAUCUUGUAUUCGUUGAGGACAUCACCUUGAUGUUUGUCAAGAAGAAUUAUUGAAUAAAAAGGACGAAAACUGAGAUGA